Molecule: messenger RNA, 3003 nt
Organism: Cornus florida
Lineage: Eukaryota; Viridiplantae; Streptophyta; Magnoliopsida; Cornales; Cornaceae
Product: nuclear pore complex protein NUP85
Exons: 18
Coding region: 175-2343 (722 amino acids)
Biological process (GO): protein import into nucleus; positive regulation of DNA-templated transcription; mRNA export from nucleus
Cellular component (GO): nuclear pore outer ring
Molecular function (GO): structural constituent of nuclear pore
Source: RefSeq, a predicted model, not a curated record
CAGUGUAUCCAAACAAAGCUUAGUUACAUCCCAGCGCACGUUAGUCAUGCCCGUCGUCCAGUGUAGAGAGCGUCUCUCUCAGUCAACACUUGCGAGUUCUACUCAGAAAAAACCCCUCCAAAACCCUUAAAAUCAGCAGAAUAGCCGUCGGCUUGCCGGUUACUCUCCGGCGAUAUGCCCGCGCUUGCGUCAGAUAUCGGCGACUCCGCCCUGGUCCUUUUCUCGCCGGAACCCCAAAAACCCGUCGUCUACCCUUUCCGCCACGGCCUCAAACCCCCAAUCUCUCGCCUCUCCAUCUCGUGGUCUCGUGGCAACUCUCUCCGCGUGUCAGUCUUCCGGCAACUUCAACCUCAGCCCAACGACGUCACCAACGACGGCGAAUUGGGCGCCGAAGUCGGCGGCAAAGUGGUGGAAGUGAAGCUUGCUAGUGGAGAUGAUGAGAUCGGCGACGCGCAGUGGCGGAGGAUCGCGUACGGUUCGGUGUCCCCGUUUGCACAUCUUCAGAGUCGGAAAAACUCACUGCUGGCUCUGUCAAAAGUUUCGUUAGGCUCGUCUCCGUAUAAUGUUGAGUGGUGGGAAUAUGUCAUGGAGUACAGCAAGGACAUAAAUUCUCUUCUCGGUAGUCCAAAGUUGCCUCCUAGUUCGGUGAUUGAAGACCCAAAGACAAUUUUAAAGAAAGUUGAGGAGCCAACUUGUUUGAAGGCUGCAUGGGAGCUGAUGGAAAUAUUUUAUGCGGACAAACAAUCUCAAGGUUGGAUUCCAGAACAGCUUGUUGAUUGGUUAGCUGAAUAUGAUACUCUACUGUCCGGGACUCAGCCAACGGUCCAUUCAAAACUUGUGGAGUUUCAGAAAGAGCUUGUCGCUUUACAGGCAAUUGAAGAUGAUCCUAAAUACUGGGAAGCAUUGUCAUCAGCAUUGGCAGUUGGCUGGCUAGAGAUUGUGGUAAAACUGUUGCGGUUGCAUGGAUCUUAUCAGCUCGAUCAGCUUGGAAACCGCGAGGCAGAAAAUGGACUGGUGGAAGCAAUUGCUGUUCUUAUUUCAAAAAUGCCACGUAUGCGUCCUGGUCUCAAAGCUGGGAAAUUGGGUGAAUGCUAUAAAACGAAGCCCGAUUUUAUCAGGGCAUGGGAGAAAUGGCGGGGACAAAUUUCUAAGCUGGACAGCAGUGCAUUCUGGAUUCAGUGUGGUCACCGUCCUACUAGGGAAGGAUUGAAAAAUAUGCUACAAAUCAUGCUUGGAAACACCAAUAUUCUCUGCACUGCUACAUGCCAUUGGUUAGAGUUGUAUAUUUCACAGCUACUAUACAUCAGACCUUUCACUGUGGGUUUAGAAAGCCUGUUCAGCCUAGUUCAGACAUGUAUGCAGUUAAAACCAACGUCAGAUCCCCAUAAGUUGAUGAGAUUAUUAAGUGGUAUUCUUGGAGAAAAUACAGAGGUUGUUUUAGCGGAAUGCUCAAGAUCAUUUGGCCCUUGGAUGAUUGCCCAUGCGGCGGAGUUAUUGACAGCUGGGAGCACUCAAGCAGACAUUCUUUUACAUGAAGAGCAUUAUGAUCUGGGGGGAAUCAGCAUAGAGGAGCUCCACCGACUUGUCUAUGCUCAAGUUUUAUCUUCUCAUGCAUUAACUUGGCAAAUUGCUCCAAUAUAUUUAACAUCAUGCAUGAAACAAGGAAUGGGCUUGUUGGAGAUUUUGCUGUACAAGCAACCUGUACAACAUAAUCAAAUACUGCUCAAGAACAUAGAGAUCUGCCGUCUGUAUGAACUUGAUGGUGUUAGUUCAAACAUUAUGAAGAUUGCUGGAGUGCACCACUGGAAGCAUGGUAAGAAGGGGUCUGGGGUCUUUUGGCUUCAGCAAGCUCGGGACGAAGUUCGUUUAAACAGAAUUGCUCAGCAGUUGUUUGAUUUUGUUGGAAAAUCAAUUUCUGAUGAAAGUUUCAAGCAAUGGGAAGGAUUAAUUGAAUUGUUAGGAUCUGAGUCUAGGACUGCUGGGGGUCUGGAGUUUCUGCACAAGUAUAGGGAUUUCAAGAGAUCCCUUCAGCAGGUUCAAGAAGGAUCUACUAAUGAUGCAGCUCGGAAAGCUGCUGAAUCCCUUAUAUUGCUUAUGAAAAACCCUUCUACGCCUCACCGCUUUUGGCUGCCUCUUCUAUGUGACUCGUUGAAAUUGCUCAAUUGGCCGGGGCGCCCUCUGCUUAAUGUCUCUCAGACUUACCUGCUGUUGAAUAAAUUGCAAGAGUUGUCCCUGGCAAGGCUGCGCCCUGAUUUCAUUGAAGCAAACUUACCACCCGAGGCCUUGGGCUCUGUCAGGCUAGCUCUUGCCACUAAUCUAGGACGCGCCAUCCUUGAGGAAUGAUGCUUUGCUUUCGUUGGAAAUUAAAAAAUGUCCAAUAUUUGUAGUACGCGUCUUGUUACCCAACUCCCUCCUUCAGGCUUAAAAUGGUGAUUUUAUAUUAUUCACCUUGUAUUUAUUGAUUCUAAAUCCUUCCCUUCUAGCACCUCUAUGCUUGGACCGAUGACCAAAUCACACCUUCGCACUUUAUGGUACAGAGCAAGAGGGUUGCCUACAUCAUUUUGCCAAGAAACUGUAAUUGGAGAGUUACCAGAUACACAUGGUCCUUGUCUUCAAAUAUCUUUCAGGGCCUGCUGAAGCCUCUGGUUUUGCAAUGUACGGAUACUGGUUUGAGGACAAAGCACCUGUCUUGGAAGGGGAAUAUGCGCCUCUAGUAUCGGCGGUGGAUGCUGCACUUGUCCUAAUUAAUGGCCAUGUGUUGUAACCAAAGCAGAAUUACAUAACAAAAAUCAAAUGGAACUGAGAAAAUCCACUUAGCCGGGAAUGGGUCGACAGUUGUACAAGGUCGAGAGAAUGUUAAUAUAGCCAGUUCUAUCUGAUCUGCCUUGAUUGCUGGGAUUUUUAGUUUCUGUACCGUAUGUCGGAUAUUUUGUUCAUCAGCAAAAUACAAAUUUUCAUGUCAGUGUAUUCCAAAAUGAUUUCUGGAAAUUGCACUGUCCAUCU